Molecule: messenger RNA, 2855 nt
Organism: Planococcus citri (citrus mealybug)
Lineage: Eukaryota; Metazoa; Arthropoda; Insecta; Hemiptera; Pseudococcidae
Product: EH domain-containing protein 1-like
Exons: 6
Coding region: 598-2205 (535 amino acids)
Biological process (GO): endosomal transport; endocytosis
Cellular component (GO): cytoplasm; plasma membrane
Molecular function (GO): protein binding; calcium ion binding; GTP binding
Source: RefSeq, a predicted model, not a curated record
GGGAAAACGACUGCGGAGUCAACGAGAGUCGAUAUUUUCUAUUUUCUCGAUACUUGUGUUCUUUGCGCGAAGUCGUCGUAACUCGUAAGCUCAUUGGCUUAUCGUGCUCUUAUCGGUUUCUUAUUUUCUGAAAGUUUGAUGACAAAUUUGUCUGAUGUAUUAGUAAUACUCCAUACACUAAAUACGCAUAAUAAGUGUUAUACCAAGUACCACCAGAUUACUUAGUAAAAUCAUCUAUUUAGUAUCACAAUAUGUUAUUGUUUCAUUACUCACAAAUUACAUAAUCGUAAGGCAGUGCGGUGGGAAAGUGUAUCGUAGUGUUUUCCGUGAAAAAUCUGUAGAUAACUGUCAUAAUAUUCAUUUGAUUUUUUUUAUUAUUUUGUAUUUCUCGUGAUGUAUUAGUAGUGAUGUACUACUGAAGUUGAUCGAGCUCGUAGAUAACACAUUUCUACUGAAAUUUAGUCCACACGUGUCCUGAAUUCGACGUGGAAUUGAUUUGUGAUGGUGAUCAAUGUAACAGGUUCCAAAGCGUAUUUUCCAUAACUUCAGAAAAAUAUUUUACCGUUGAAUUUUCAAGUUCCCGAUUAUCGGUUCAAAAUGUUCAGCUGGAUUAGUGGAAACGAUUCUAAACACGCGCUGGAUCAGUUCGACAGUGUUUUAGAAGGUUUGAAGACGAUUUACAGGCAAAAGCUACUUCCUUUGGAAUCAGCAUAUCAUUUUCAUGAUUUUCAUUCACCUCAACUUGAUGAUCCGGAUUUCGAUGCGAAACCCAUGAUAUUACUCGUUGGCCAGUACUCUACCGGUAAAACUACGUUUAUAAAAUACCUUCUCGAAAGAGAUUUUCCUGGUAUUCGAAUCGGACCAGAACCAACCACUGAUCGAUUUAUUGCCGUCAUGUAUGGUGAGAAAGAGGGCGUGAUUCCCGGAAAUGCUUUAGUUGUUGAUCCCAAAAAACAGUUCAGGCCUCUAUCGAAAUUCGGAAACUCGUUUCUGAAUCGCCUUCAGUGCUCGUUGGUCGAGUCGCCCGUUUUGAAAGGAAUUUCUAUCGUUGAUACGCCCGGUAUAUUGUCUGGAGAAAAGCAACGAGUCGAUCGAGGUUAUGAUUUUACUGGAGUAUUAGAAUGGUUUGCCGAACGAGUAGAUAGAAUAAUUUUACUAUUUGAUGCUCAUAAGUUGGAUAUAUCGGAUGAAUUUAGAAGAUCUAUUGAAGCUCUUAGAGGACACGACGAUAAAAUUCGAAUAGUACUUAAUAAAGCCGACAUGGUUGAUCAUCAACAAUUGAUGCGAGUUUACGGUGCACUGAUGUGGUCAUUAGGAAAAGUUUUACAAACACCAGAAGUAGCACGUGUUUAUAUCGGAUCGUUUUGGGAUCAACCUCUGCGCUACGAUGGUAACAGAAGAUUAUUCGAAGAUGAAGAGCAAGAUUUAUUUAAAGAUUUACAAUCACUGCCAAGAAAUGCCGCACUUAGAAAAUUGAACGAUUUAAUCAAGAGAGCCAGAUUAGCCAAGGUACACGCCUAUAUUAUCAGUUCCUUAAGAAAAGAUAUGCCGUCGAUGUUCGGUAAAGAUGGCAAGAAAAAAGAAUUGAUCAAGAACUUGAACGUAAUUUACGAAAAUAUUCAGCGCGAGCAUCAUAUAUCUCCCGGUGAUUUUCCAGAUGUGAAAAAAAUGCAGGAUGCAUUGCAGUUUCAAGAUUUCACGAAGUUCCAGUUGAUAAAACCACGUUUAUUGGAAGUGGUUGAUAAAAUGUUGGCCGAAGAUAUUGCUCGAUUAAUGGCAUUGAUUCCUUUAGAAGAGAAUGUGAAGACUUCAGAGCCUAUUGUUAAAGGAGGCGCAUUCCAAGGAGUACAGGACACGAUUAGUCCAUUUGGGUAUAAACGAGGCGAAGGCACGGAUGCUGGUAAAGGCGAACCAGAAUGGAUUGUAGGCAAAGAACGACAUAAGUACGAUUCAGUAUUUGAAACGUUGAAUCCUAUUGAUGGAAAAGUGACAGGCACAAAUGCCAAAGCUGAAAUGGUCAAGUCGAAACUGCCAAAUACAGUUUUAGGUAAAAUUUGGAAGCUAUCCGAUAUCGAUAAAGAUGGUCUUUUGGAUGCUGAUGAAUUUGCUUUGGCAAUGUAUCUCAUCGAAAUAAAGUUACAAGAUCACGAUUUACCUUCCGAACUUCCGGAACAUCUAAUCCCACCUUCGAAAAGAGAUUUAUAAUCGGUAUUUUCAAUGAUUAUCAUUAGUGAUGGUCAAUUUUUAUGAAUUUAUGAAUUAACCCGUUAUUUAUUUGAAAAUUCAACUUUUUUCAGUGUAUAUUUUAUGAAACAUUUUUUGGCUGUGUUAAGUUAAAGCAUACCUAAAUGAAAAAAAGUUGAAAAGUAGUUCCGAUAUCAUUUAUUACUCAACCAAAUACAUAUAAUGUUUGAACUCUUUUGUUAUUUCGUGCGUUUACUUUUACUUCAAACCAAAAAUUUAAGAGCUUAUUUUGAGCUUCUAUUUUAUAAAACCCGUGUUGUUCCAUUAUUCUUAAAUUGUACAGUUUAUGAUUUAGUUCGUUUUUUCGUUUUAAAUUCGAUUGAUAUUCGACGUAAUACAAUACAAUGCACAAAUAUUUUAUUUCUGUUUGUAUUAUGAUCAUUUUUUAAAAAGGCAAUCACCACGUGUCACUUGCUUCUUAUCUUAUUACGUUAUUAUUUAUUUCAUUUUAUGUUACUCAGAUAUGAAUUAGUUGCUGGAAAGUACGUAAUAUAAUUUAGUUUUUGUUGAAGCUAUCUUUAUUAAUAAUUCACCUUUUGUUUUUGCCCGGUUCGAAAAUGAAGCAACAGGUUAUAACAUGAAAAAAUAUUUGAAUAAAAAAUUCCAGAUCA